Messenger RNA from Styela clava, 7430 nucleotides. NCBI's taxonomy places the organism in Eukaryota, Metazoa, Chordata, Ascidiacea, Stolidobranchia, Styelidae. The record is from RefSeq and is a predicted model, not a curated record.
ACGUCUGUACGUUUAGAUUACUUUAGUUUCCUUUGUUAUGAUGUUUUGAAAAUUGAACAAGAUGGAGUUUUCAAGUCCACUUAAUAGUGAACCAAGUUUUGCAGUUGUGACACAAAAUAUGGGGGAGCAAGAUAUUACCUUAAACACCUCAAACACACCAGAACCAGUUCUUGCAUCUACGGCACAUAGAGAAAAAGUCGAUAGAGACAUUCUAGGAAGAAUUCAGAAUCUCUCUGAAAUGGCUGGUUCAUAUAUGGAAGUUGGUGCAAGUGACAGAAGUAAAUCCGAUGGAGAAAAAAGUUUUCAGUUUCUGGAUUUUUUAAAACAUUCCAGUCAAUCAAAUAGUUCUGGCUCUGGAAGAUCAUUUUCUCCUAAACCUUCGAAUAAUGCUCCUGUUGCAAGCAAUGAGGAAUCAUCAUUGAGUAUCAUUGAUUUUGAAGCAAUGCCUGACCCAGGAAGUUUGGUUCAUGUUGAUAGCAACAUCAGCCUAGGAAGUUGGUUGGAAGACGUAAUGCCUGAAAAAUGUCAGGACCAAUCUAAACGACCUGAUAGCAGGAGUCCAAAUAUACAUUUUGAUAAUGAAAAUUCUGCUGAUGUAACAACUGGUGAAAAAAUAUCCAGUGCGGAACAAUCAAGGCUAGCAUCUCGUUAUUUAAUGAGUGAAUCUCAACUUGUUCGAAUGGAGGAUUAUUCUGACAGCACUUUCGGAACACCGUAUCGAUCACAUGGGAAAUCUUUGAGGGAUGUACCUGAUAAUGAUGGCACUUUUGCUUCGCAAGAGAACAUUCCAGCAAAAGAUAUUAGCAAUGAAGAUUUUCACAUCGGCCAGGCUGAAUUUAAUUUUGGGGGAGAUGAGGAAGAUAAUGUAGAAAAUGUUCUAGACUUUUCUGGAGGAGAAUUUCAAGAUGUUCUUCAUUUACAACAAGAAUUUUUUGGAUCAGAAAAUUUUAAUGAAAAUGUGGCUGAAAUUUUGGACAAAGAGGAGGAAAUUUUUGAGGAGGAACAUAAAUUAAUGAUGAAUUCUGCAGAUGAAAUCGGAGAUUUUACUGGAAGUGGAUUUACUACUGUUGGGGAAUCUCAAAUUCUUGAUUUUGAACCUAAAUUAUCAAUUGGUGAAUACAUGGCAGCAAGGUCUGGAAAAAUGGGCAAGUUGGGUGAAAGUCAGGUUUCUGUUGAAAGACCAAGCUUCGGAAUGAAGAUUAGGACGCCUUCUCCACGUAAACCUUAUCCUUUGCAAAGAUCAGAGAUUGCUGAAGAUACUUAUAUAAGGGAUGAUCAGGAAAAGGCAGAACCUAACAAAGAAUCACAAAAUGAAUAUCAUGAUAAUACAAUUACAGAGGAAAAUCACUCCAGAGAUAUGAAAUCAAUGGAACCACAGAAUAAAUUUGUAACUCCAGAUGAAAAUGAUAAUGAUGAAACUGGGCAAGAUACGACACUUGAACCAUCCAUGCUCAGUUUAUCGGAAGCAAUCAUGAAUAUGUCAACGAGUGUCAAUAAUGAAGAACUCGCUCGUGCUAUCAUUGAAAUUUCAAAAAAGAAAAAACAGGAAAAGAUGAUGAAAGCUGAAAAGAAAAGGCAAUCUUGUCAAGAAGAAAAGAUUGAUGGUCAACCUAGAGAAAAAAGGUCUUCAAGAAAGGAAUCUGAAAUAACAGGAGAUCCAAGGCAAAGGAGAAGCAGUAAAAUACCGCAGAGCACACAGAAAACGAGCCCGCCAAAACCAGUGAGAAUGAGCUACCAAAAGAAACACGAAUCCGCUUCUAUACAAAACUACAACCUGCAAAGGAAACAACAGUCUUUGCCUCUAAUCGCUAGUAAUCCUGAAAUGAAACAAACUGCUCCUCAACGAACCAGCAGCCCUAAUUUUUCUUCGGAAUUACCUGCUAUGAAAACAACAUUAAAAUCGAAACCGGCACCUCAAAAUGGAAAGCAAAAAAAGCUGCCAGCGAGUAAUAAGUCAACAAAAGAUGGCUCGAAAUCGCCACUGCGUUCUGUAGAAAAUGUUACCACGUUUGGACAACAAAAAUCAAAAGUUUUACCUCCUAAAACAAAGGACUGUAUUUCAACUGAAAGUCAGGAUCCGUUCAAGCAGAAAAUUUCAAGUGAUAUCAUUUUGAAGCCCAGCUUGGGACAUUCGGAGAUGACUGAGAACGUUAAAGUUGGAUUUAUAACACCAUCGACUGAAUUUGAAAAACCUAACAACUGGAAUCCUUUGAUGCAAGAAUCCUUUAUGCAAGAUACACCAGAACAUGAUGAAGUUGUUGAGAAAUCAGCUUCAGAACAAGAAGAGUUACCAACGUUCAAUAACGGUCAAGAUUCUGUUUGUUUUCCUGAUGAAAUAAGCAGUAAAUAUUUACUGUCAUCCACAAGAACUGAUUUAUCAUUGACAAGAGGUUCUCUGAGUAGAGAAAGUAUUGAAGAACUACACAAAAAACUGAGAGUACGUGGACCAAGAGCAACAAGAGCACCUGACACAGAUACCAAAAAAAUUUUGUCAGAAGAAUCGGCGAAGAAACCUGAAGUUGAGAUGGAAAACAAGCCUACUUAUGAUAAACAUAUUGAAGAAUCUGCUGCAGAAAAAAAACUACAAAAGGAUACAACAUGGAAAACUUGUGAUGACAAGUCCAGAGAAUCACUACAACCAUUAUCACAGUCUUCACCUGACUGGAAAUCAUGCAGUCGAUAUUCAGGAGAAUUUCAACAAAUGUUGCCGUCAAUGAGUUUCUCAGAAAUGGCAACAAUUCAGGAACAUCAGUUCGAUCACAAAGAUUUAGAAGAAGACAAAAUAGAGGAAGAAAAAAUCCCAAUACAUAAACUCGACGUAAUAAAAGAGGAAGCAGAAACAACUCAAAAUACAACACUCAGUGGACAAUCGACAGCGAGUGGUGACUCUCAACUCACAUCAGAGUUAAUUCAAGAACAACUCACUAACUCGUCACAACAUUCGCUACCCACACAUGUACCGAUGAUGCACCAUCACUCGCAGCAUGUGUAUCCUUCACACAUGUCACAUGUGAUGUAUCGACAUCCAUCUGCAAUGUCAUCUGCAGCUUCCUUGCCUGGUCCUUAUCUUGGUGAUGUUCAUUAUCGCCAUGUGGACGGACAAUACCAAUUACCGCCCGAAUAUAUGACCCGUGGGGCACCACAAGUUUUUCCUCACCCUUAUGGUACCUACCCCAUGCCUUCUACUUAUGUGUCUCACCCUAUGUUACAUUCUACAACCACUCCAAUGGGUUACCCACCUGAGCAACCUAGCAUGGCUUCUAGUGCGGAAAUGGGACUUAACCACACAACUACUACCAUGUAUCACCAACAUGGUACCAAUUACCAACACUCUGGUAUAGUGCAUGCACCUCGUGCUGCUACCAUAGAUGGAAGAUUCCCAUCCAUGCCAGAAAGCUAUUAUCAUCAACACCGACCGUUAGAAGCUCCAAUAUCAGCACCACCUGAGUUGGUAUUUCCUGGGGUGCGUUGUGUAAAUCUAUUGUCUCAUGCAAAGCUGCCUCUCACAAAUAAAACUGAUCGUUGGAUACAGAUUGAAUUGAAUAUUGUGUCUCCUGCUAUCGAUUGUUGUUUUUUGCUUGAUGCUAAACCGUUAGUUGGACCACAUGAUACUAAAAAUAUUGAAGUAUCGUUCUCACCAAAGAAAGAAGGAAGAUUUGAAGCUUUACUAGAGGUGAUUAGUUAUCCUGUCACAUCGGAAGGAUCUAUGCUUCAAAGCUCAAGAUCAGCCCCAAGCAUGGUCUGCCUGAAAGCUGUGGCAGAAAUUGCCAGUGCUGAAUUGAAAGGACCAGACAAUGAACAUGAGCUCAAUUUUGGAGAAACUUUAUGCGAUUCUGCCAAAUAUCUUCCACUGAGAAUAUUGAACAAAGGAUCUGCUGAAAUACCAGUUUGUGUCGUUCUUUGUUCAAAAUCUCAAGAUAGAAAAUGUUUCGCAAUAUCAGAUUCAUCAAGUAUAGAAUGGACAGAGCAAGAAAAACGGCCCCAGUCAAUAUUGAGAACCAUUGUCGCAGCAGGUGAAAGACCAACAACAGUUUGGGUGCAUUGUAAAAUUCCACCUAAAUACUGUGAUGGAGCUGAACCACCGAAAAAUAUAUCUGCUCAAGUAUAUAUGGAGAUUGAUAACAGUCAAAAACAAUCAUUGGAUACUAAUGUACUGGACUCAAUAUCUGUUGAAGUUACAGCAUGUAUUGCUAAACUCCAUGCUCCUAAGAACAUGCAACCUUUAACCUUCUCAUGUUCGCGAGAAAAUGCUCAGACCCGUACUCUACCUGUCAAAAAUUGUGGAAAUGUCUCGACACGAGUAUCAUUUUCUGUACUUGAUCAUGAGGAUAUUCUGAGUGUUACUCCACUUCAUGCGUUAUUAGCUGCUGGAGAACAUGUUCAAGUUUCAGUUCAAUUCAAACCAGGUCGUUUCACUCCAAACAAAGUCAAUUCAACUUUUUUAAUGAAGAUUGAACCAAAUGGAACAAAAUAUGAAGUAUCCAUUGUUGCAACUUGUUCUGAAUCUAGCAGCAGAUCUAUGUCACGACAGUCUUUUCCCGAAACACAAACUUCUCAAAUGGGAGACAUGCCAACGCUACUGACAAACAAGUCUCAUAUAUGUUGGGGUGGUGUAGCAGUUGGUCGAUCACUCCAGCAGAGAGUUGUGCUAAGAACGAGUCCUGGAGCACAAAAAUCACUACCUAUGCGGGUCAUGAUAAAAGGAGAAGACGCAUCUUGUUUUCAGAUUUUGAGAGAAGAUGAUAAAGAGAGAGAAGAACUUUGUUCAAAACAAGAAAUGGUUAUGAGAGGAGGACAAGAUAAAAUUAUUAAAAUACUGUUUGGACCGACAAGGUGCAGGAUGGCUCUGGCUAAAUUAGAAAUUAAGGCACCUGUGGAUCAAGUCUCUUCAACCAAGUUCACGAUUCCCUUGAGUGGUUACGGAGGUCGAAGUGAAAUAAAAAUUGAAGAUCUUGAAGUUAUACCAAAAGAAGAUGAUUCAAAUACAGACUUUUUUGCCAUUUAUUCCGAUGACAAUGAUUCAAGAAGACAAACGAAAUUCACUGUUACAAAUAACUCAUCAAGAGAUGCGUUCAUAAAAACUGUGCUUUAUAGUGACCAAAAUUGCCAAAUUCCUCAUCAAGACAACGUUGCUAGUUGUUCUCCAUCACAAUUUGUAUUACCGAAACGUUCUUCUCGUACAAUGAAUUUAUCAUUUCCAACAUCAUCUGAUAAAAGAUCUGGAUAUUCUAGAAAUGGACGAGAUUUGAUUUGCUGUGUUUGCCUAUGGCAUGGUGAUGAAAUUGCGAGACAUUUAUUGAAGAGUGCAUUAUCAAAACUAGGACCUUCUGCUGUGAAUAAGAGUUUGUCAGAAAGUAAUCCGUUGAGAGGAAUAUCGUUUGAUGGAAUUUUUGAAGGCGAAGGUUCAAAUAAAAGUGAAGAAGAUUUAUCACAAGUUAAACCGCAACUCGGUGAUGUUCAAGUGUUUUAUACCGGAAUAAAGAAAAGCAUUAUUCAAGUAUUUGGACCCCGUACCAACAAACCAUUACUUGAAAUGGUUGAACCUGGUAAGAAAUCGUCUGCUGCAUCUGAUGGCCACAAACCAAUCAGAGAUAUGAGAACUAAUACUACACAAUCACAUCAACAUUAUAAAAGAACAAAUAAUCAGGAUGAAGAUCAAAACGAAUCCUGGUUACUUUCACCUGAUCAUGUAGUUUUAUCAGCACCAAGAUUAAACAAACACACCGAGCCAAGUAAAAUCAAAAUAAUAAACAGAUCGGGGUCGUCACUGAGAUUUGAUGUCGCUUGGUCUGGUCAUUACUUGACCAUCACACCACAUAGUGGACAAGUGGACCCAGAAUCUGUCCUUAUUAUGCUCCUGAGUGCCAAUCCCUCUUUGGCCUCUCGGCGUGAUCUUCUUCCUUGGGUAGGUACUGUACAAGUCUCCACUCAAGAUGGACGUGGCACAAAACAACUUCGUGUCCAGAUACGAGAUGACGUGGCAUCGCUUGAUGCCUCGGUUCAACCUGCAACUCCGGUGCCGCGGCUUCCUCUCAAGGCUCAAUACAGUGAAAUACCAUCAGCAGACUCUUUUGCUACUCCUAUGGCUGCAUCUGGACAAAGUAGAGUGUCGUCAUCUUCUAAAGAUACUGGAUCUAAUAAAAUUUUAUUGGAUUCGUGUAUUGUUGAUUUUGGCCAAACGACGAUGAGAUCUAGCACCAAAUCAAAUUUAGAAUUCACAAAUGUUUGUCCAGGCAAUAUCCGAUGGUUAUUGACAUCAUUUGCUCCAGCAUAUGUAAAAGAUAUUGAACCAACAGGUGAUCUAUAUAGAUCAACAUAUGCUGCUUUUGUAUUCUCUCAUACUUCUGGUUUACUUGAACCUGGUGCUAAAGUACGAAUACCUGUGACAUUUAACCCUAUGAGUGAAGGAAAUUAUUCACAAUUCUGGGACCUUGAGCAUCAUGAAGCUGCAGAUUCUGCUGCAUUGUCGUUAAAUAAAGUACGAAUACAAGUUGUUGGACAAGGAAUAAAAUCGAUGAAACCUGUAAUGCAAAGUCAAAAUAUAAACAAAACAAAAGAAGGAAACGGAAUUUAUGUCUCUGAAGAUCAAGUGAAAUUUUCAGAUGUUCCUGUAAAUGAAUCAUCUGUGUUGAAGAUUCCGGUGAAAAAUAGGAGCAAGGAGUCUCACAAUGUUAAAUUCAUCAAUGUUCGACCUCCAUUUCACAUCACACAUCAGCGACAUACUAUCAGGCCGAUGUCAUAUGCUUGUCUGCCAGUCACCUUCAAACCAACUGCAAAGGGAGAGUUUGAGGGAACUCUUGUCAUUCAAACUGAAACAAAUUUCAAUCUUUCUGUGAAGUUGCUAGGACGUGGAAUCUAAUCUUUGCUUGAUCAUCAAUUACAAAACAUGAUUUAGGCAAAAUUGGAAUUUUAUUUUCAAUUGGAACUGUGUGGAGGUGGAUUUUUGAAGACUCUGUUGUUUAAAAAUGGUAUCGAAUGUUUCUAUAUUGUGUAUGGAAUAUUUUAAACCACUAUGAUGAUUGCAAAAGAAACAAGUACCGUUAUAAGUACUGCCUAAUUGAUUAACAUUGAGACAUUCUUGGUCUCUUUAAAGUAUGUAACAAAAAACUUGAUUCCAGGACUCUUGCUUAGACAAUGAGUUUCGCAUCUUUGAAUUUAUUAUGAAAUAUCAUAUAGACAUAGCUCUAAGCUGUACUAUAAAGCACUGAGCUCUGUCAUUAAUGGUACUUUAUUUAUAACACAGUGAUAUUCAUAUAUUGUAUUAUUCUGUUUUUUUUUCACUGUGCUAGUGAUGAUAGUAAUGUAGUAGUCUUUACCUUUUUUUGAGAAAUCAAAAUUUAUUCCAGUUUAUUGUAAUUCCAUCAACUUAUUUUUUUUUCUGCUUCUCAGAUACACUUCUGUAUGUUAAUAAAUAUAUCUUGUAAAGCAUA